Molecule: messenger RNA, 2932 nt
Organism: Prinia subflava (tawny-flanked prinia)
Lineage: Eukaryota; Metazoa; Chordata; Aves; Passeriformes; Cisticolidae
Exons: 2
Coding region: 1534-2460 (308 amino acids)
Source: RefSeq, a predicted model, not a curated record
GGAGGAAGCAAAGCCGGGAAUCUUUGCCCUUUUUAAACCCAGUUCCCUGCGUUAAUUGCUGUGUUCCAGCACUCCUGGGAUAGAUCUUUGUUUGCUGUUCCCAGCGCUGGCCAAGGAGCCGCUGUUCUUUAGUGUAAACUAAAGUCCAGCUCGUUUCCUGCCCCGGGGCUUUGUCGGGGCUGUCCAGGGUUGUUAACACCGUCCCUUUGUUGUGCUGUAACAAGAUCCAGGGCCUCUGGAAUCACCAAGUGGAGCCAAAUUCCCCUCCUGCUCCCUUGGCCUGAUACAAAGCUCCUCCCCGUGUUUGCUGCUGCUGCUGUUCUCAGAGCAUCGGAGGAGCAGGGGAGGAUCCUCCAGGGGCUUUCAUCCCAAAAUUCUGCUGCUCAUCUCCCCUUUGGGAAGCUGGAGGUGCUGCUCCACCUCCCAAGGGGUUGUUGAGGGGGCUGUGAGUGGUUUGGUUCCCUCCACAGCGACUCACAAGCUGCUGUGUUUGCUCUGUGUUGCAAUAACAGGGAAAACCCAGUUUAUUUACCUCAGCCCCACCGAGUCCAAAUCCCUCCCUGGGCUAUAUUUUGUUUUUAUUUUCCCUCAACCAGCUCUGGCUGGUUUCAGGUACUCCAUGUCCUCCCCUGGAACACCCAGAGCAGAGAUGAACAGAUAGACCCCGAGCUCUGGCCUGCAUUUAUCAGCACUGCUCCCUCAGCAGCUCUUAUCUCUGCCCUCCUUAUCUCUGGGUGUCUGCACUUAACCCACUGUCCUGGCCAGCAGCUCCUCACCCUGCCCACAGCCCCCUUUAGGAAAAUCCAUCUCCCAGCCAGCAUUCCAGCCAUGCCGACGCUGUCCUGCCCGCCCAGCUUGGACCCCCUGUCCUUGUCCCAGCCCUCUCUGGAGAGGUGCUGGAGGAAUUCCAGCCCCCAGGAGAUAAUCCUGGCGCGGUCACCAGGGUGAUGCUGAGCGUGGGUCGUGCAGGUAGCCAUUAAUGAGUGACUAAGUGCUGAUAUUUGGGCCCCCGAGCUGAGAUGCUGCAUAUUUAAAGCCAUUAGAGCAACUUAUUUGCCUGGUUAUGAAGAGCAACGGUUUGAUAUCAUGACUAAUGCCUUUUUCUUUUUUUUUUUUUCUUCUUUUUUUUUAUAUCCAACCGUUUCCUUCGCUGCGAGAUAAGCCGAGCAAAUUGCCCCUCGUUAAAAGCCAACCGUAAAUUGUGCAGGCUGGGUGCUCUCAGAGCCAGGGAGAUGCCCCAGGUGGUUCAUCUCCCUGUGCACAGCCUGUGUUUAAACUGAAAACAACCCCUCCAAAGCUUUCCCUGUGCCUCAUCCUUCCUGCAACAUCCCACAGAGGAUGGGGAUGAGGCUCUCGGUGGCCACAUCAAAGCUGGCCCAAGUCCUGUGGCCACAGGGAGGUCAGGUGGAGGCACAGCCCAGCUUUGUCCCCUUCUUUUUGCCCCUUUUUUGUGUAUUAAGGCCCAUCCAGGACUGGGAGUGAUCCCUUCCCAAUCCCAGUGGUUUUCUUGGAGUGCCAGGACACCCCUUUGCCAUGCCUGGCACCCCCAACUCAUCCCUCACAGCCCACCCACCACAAACACCCCCAAAAAACCAUCACCCAAAGCUCUCCCUGUGUCUCCUGCAGCAUCCCCUGGAGCCAGGCAGGGGGGGAAGAGGUUCUCAGUGGCCACUGAGCAGAGCUGGCCCGAGCCCUGUGGCCACAGGGAGGUCAGCUGGAGGCACAGCCCAGCUUUGUCCCCUUCUUUUUACCCCUUUUUUGUGUAUUAAGGCCCAUCCCAGACUGGGAGGGAUCCCUUCCCAAUCCCAGUUGGUUGCCUGUGCUGCCCUUGGAGUGCCAGGACACCCCUCUGCCAGGGCCUGGCACCCCAAACUCAUCCUUAACAGCCCACCCACCAGAAACACCCCCCAAAACCAUCACCAAAGCUCUCCCUGUGUCUCCUCCUUCCUGCAGCAUCCCCUGGAGCCAGGCAAGGGGGGAAGAGGUUCUCAGUGGCCACUGAGCAGAGCUGGCCCGAGCCCUGUGGCCACAGGUCAGCUGGAGGCACAGCCCAGCUUCACCCCCCUCUUUUUGCCUGGGUUUCGAGCCAGAGCCCUGGCCCAGAGGGAUCCUUUCCCAGUGGCUGCCCUUGGAGUGCCAGGACACCCUGGCUGCCAAGGACUGGCCCGAGAUCCACCAGCUCAUUCCUCACAGCCCAUCCACCAGCUGCCGGCCCCGCCAGCUCCUGGCCAGCUGGGCUCUGUCCAAAGCCAUAGCCUAAAGGUGAAACAUUUGUUCCAGUUACCUGAGCCCUCCACUUCCUCACAGCCAGCCAUUCCAGCCUCCCAGGAUUUAUGGUGGCUGGAUUAUCUCGGGAUGAGCUUUUUCCACGCUCCUGUCAGUCCCAGGGGGUGUUUUUGCCUCUCUCAGAUUCCCUUGCAUCCCCCUCUCCUCCCUCUUCCCCUUUGCCAGCGCGUUUGAUCCUGCUGGUUCCCUUCUUCCAUCAGAUUUCCUGGAGCACUGCUGGGAGCUGUGUGAGGCUGGAUGGAGGGAGAAGGGACCCCUCAAUGGAGGAUCCUUAAAUCCCCCCAGGUCCUCAGUGAGCCUGGAGCCCCCACAGGAAGAUGUUCAAUGGUGGGCAGCAGUGGCAGGUGUCCACCCAGGGGCUCCAGGCUGUGAGGAACUGGAACCAAGGAUUUGGGUAUUGGAAAUCAGCACCUAAAGGUGUUUAUUGUCCCUCCUACCCCACCCCUGCUCCUCGCUGUGGAUCCCUGGGGGGAAACGUGAUGUGAAUCCAGGCAGGAAAUGUGUGGGAUCCUCCCUGGUCCUGUGCUGGCAGAGGAGCCCAGAAUGGGCCUGUGGGACCAUUUUUAUUCCCUGUGCAUUCCCUGACCUGGCUGUAACCCCGGGCACUGCCUGCCUCCUUCUCCCUUUAGUUUCUUAUCAGUGCUCU